AAUGGGCCAAGACCAACUCUUAGCCUGCCUCAAACGUGAAGGCGAUGCUGUGAAGUGGAUGUGUCUGGCAGUAUAUUCGACAGAACACUUUCUGUCACAAGACUAAGUGUUGGUAGUCCUUCGCAGUGGGGUAGGCCUAAUCAGGAAGUCAUUUGGACGCCGGCCCUGAUCUCUCCUUCCUCUUCUCAUCCAUCCAACCACUCCCCAUCUGAGAAUCAGCAUCCCCGAUCACUUUCGCGUUCAUCUUCAGGCAUUUUAUUUUUGUCAAAUGUCUUUGCCGUUGUCAGUUGCUUCUUUUCAAUCUUGAGUUCGCUAUUUCAAACUCACUCUCCAAGAUGGCUAGAGCUCGUGAUCAUAGAAGAUGUUUCUUUUGUCACCGCAGGGGGCAUAUCCUCUCUCGGUGCCUCUUACGCCGAGGUUUGAUGGUCUUGGGUCAAAUGUCAAUGACAUACAAUACUAUAUGUGGACUCGCUCGUGGGUCGAAUAUUGGAAGACAAGGCCGCUAUCGCGGUCGUCGCUAUAGGCGGCCGGUCGACCAUUAUGAUGGAUCUGACUACGACAACCGCCAUUUGGGGUGGGCACGCCAAGAAGCUGCUUCUGUUCCUCUUUUCGAGUACGAUCCGCCGAAGCGCGUCGUCGAACUUGGAGAACUGGACAUGGUUGAUACUGCUUUUGAGGAUACUCCCGCCGGUCCUUCAACUAGUACCUCUGAUGCAGUCAUCCAUGACGCCAAGCAUUCUGUCGUGCUUCGUCCCAAUAAUCAGUCCUCCUCGACUACUCACAAUUUCACCGCUGGAACCCAGACUUUCUCCUCCGCAGUAACCAAAAGUGAACCGUCGGGUUUUUCAAGUAUCGUCGACAAUCAAUUCCCAGAUUUCUCGACUGAAAAUCUUGGGCCCGGAACGCUCGACCCCAAACCUAGAAAUACGAACAAGGAUGUAGUAUUUUCGGACCUGGAGAUUGCUGUGGACGAUUACCGCGACGAGAUGUUCACCAUAGUUUGAUGCAUGGACACCCCUGUCUUCUCUGCUUCAGCAUUUGCUUUGCGAGGCAUACUAUGUCUCAC
This is a messenger RNA of Aspergillus wentii DTO 134E9, 1066 nucleotides long. RefSeq lists its product as uncharacterized. Lineage: Eukaryota; Fungi; Ascomycota; Eurotiomycetes; Eurotiales; Aspergillaceae. The record is from RefSeq and is a predicted model, not a curated record. The coding region runs from base 336 to 1004 and encodes 222 amino acids. The transcript has 11 exons.